Molecule: messenger RNA, 5452 nt
Organism: Hypanus sabinus (Atlantic stingray)
Lineage: Eukaryota; Metazoa; Chordata; Chondrichthyes; Myliobatiformes; Dasyatidae
Gene: mrasa
Product: muscle RAS oncogene homolog a
Exons: 6
Coding region: 648-1274 (208 amino acids)
Biological process (GO): signal transduction
Cellular component (GO): plasma membrane
Molecular function (GO): GDP binding; GTPase activity; GTP binding
Source: RefSeq, a predicted model, not a curated record
GCAGCGGAUCACACAAAGAAAACGCGUCCACACGCAGGCUUGACAGUCAAACCAGGAACAUCCACCAAGGCUGACGUACUUGGGACUCGGCUGUGUCUCAGAAGCAUUUGUUCGUAAGGGCCACGGCGCGUUCACAUCGCUCACAUAGAAAAAACGGAGGGGGGAGGGAGAGAGAAGGAAAGUCCCAGCCAGCGGCUCUCUAUGUGUGUGAAUCACUGUGGGAGACACAAUGCUAACAGCGCUCUCAACCACCUGACUGCUGGCUGCAUCGGUCUAUAUGCGAGUGUGUCCGCAUAAAAAGCCCGGGCAGGAGGGGCAGCCGCGAUACUGAGAGCAAGGCAUCGAGGCGAAGGCUGUGAGGGCAGCGCUGCUGGAAGUUGGACACCCGCCGGUAUUUUUAGCACCACGUAUUGGAAUAUAAAGCACGGAUUAGAGAGUUAAGUCUGGGCAGACUGGCUCCGUGAUCUGAAAGGGGACGGCGGAGUUUUCUUUUGCACAUCAGGAGGACAAUUUACAACAGGGAUAGCAGAGUGCCCUGAAAGAGGGGAUGACAGAGUGACCGGCCCUGGGGGGCUUGCGACAGCCUUGACAUGUUGACCAGCGGAGUGUAGGAAGAGGUGCGGCUACAGCGACGGUUAAAUUUUAACAUGGCAGCAAGUGCAGUUCCAAGUGACAAUCUCCCCACAUACAAACUUGUGGUAGUCGGAGAUGGCGGUGUUGGAAAAAGUGCCCUCACCAUCCAGUUCUUCCAAAAGAUUUUUGUGCCGGAUUAUGACCCAACCAUUGAAGAUUCUUACUUAAAACAUACAGAAAUCGAUGGGCAAUGGGCAAUUCUUGAUGUGCUGGAUACUGCAGGACAAGAGGAGUUCAGUGCCAUGAGGGAGCAGUACAUGAGGACAGGGGAUGGAUUUCUCAUAGUCUACUCAGUCACUGACAAGGCCAGCUUUGAACACGUGGACAGAUUUCACCAACUUAUCCUUCGGGUCAAAGACAGGGAAUCUUUCCCCAUGAUUCUAGUGGCCAACAAGGUUGACUUGAUGCACCUGCGCAAGGUCACAGGUGAACAAGGGAGAGAGAUGGCAGCCAAAUACAAUAUAUCUUACAUUGAGACUAGCGCUAAGGAUCCUCCACUGAAUGUAGACAAAGCCUUUCAUGAUCUCGUCAGAGUCAUAAGGCAACAAAUACCAGAGAAGAGUCAGAAAAAAAAGAAGAAAACAAAAUGGCGUGGAGACAGGACAGCUGGGUCAAACAAGCUUCAGUGCUCAGUCAUGUGAUCAACCUCUUGCCUAUUUGAAAGCUGAGAAUACAUUGAAUCCAAUGAGAAGCUAUGGACCCCUUGCAUGUGUCAGAAGGACAUGUGCACAGCAAAUGUUAGCAGUGUUAUUUAUAGUGUGAGGGAACUCUCUUCCCUCCAUCGAGCAAGUUUGCACGUUUAACUGGAGAUGAACCUUGUGAAAUGCAGAGGCCUGGUUGAGCAGCUCAUCGGACAUUGAUUGAACUGAACUGGGUAGCAGAGUCACUUUGAAGAAGAGGUUUGUUUUUGUAUCCUUGCCUUUCUCUUUCAAGCCAUGCAUCAAGCAAAGCAGCAACACCAGGCUGAACUAUCAUGCACCCAUGUCUGUCAGCAGCACAUUACCUUGAGUUUCCUAACUGAGACAUGGCAAUGUUCAUGAAAACAGACUAAGAGAAGGACAGACUGGAAUGUGAACAGGAGAACUGAAUCCAUCUGCAGUUGCCUCCAGGACACUGCAUCAAACUUGACAUGAAGUAAAGACUUGCUGGCCACAAGAUAUGCAACUGCACUUCUCUCUCUUACAUACACACUCAAAUGUGUAAAGGAAGGUUUGUUAAGGAGUGUGACUACACGAGGGUCCACUGCCUAUAACCACUAACACCUAGAAGGAGAUCCUCAAAGAGAUGUGCUAGAAGUAUUUAUUCUUUUAGCAAUGGUGAAAUUAUCUGCACUUUUGUUAGGGUUUCCAACCUAUUUUAUAUGUGCAUUCUCUGUCCAAACUGCACUGCAAUUGACUUUUUAAAGUCAAUGUUUGGGUAAAUGGCACCUUUUUCUCUUGUACUAGGCAAUGCAAAAAGAGAUUUUUCCAACUUAUCAAAAAUUGGAAUUCUUCUCUUCCUAAAUGGGAAACAAAAAUCAUUGUUCUCGUGAUAAUCAAGGUCAGCAAACCAUUGGCUUCUCUGUGAUGAACUAGAUGAAAUUAAGCAAGGGAAGUAACUGUAAUUGUAAGUGUACAAUGGGAUUAGGGAGAAGUUAAAAUUGUUUUAAAGUAAAAUUUCAGCUCUGGCUUUCCUUUGCAUUGCAAAUUGAUAAUUCUGAACUACAGUGGAAAGACCUCUUGUUGAAUCAAUGGUUGGAAAUAUAUGUGAGUGUUUCCGUAGUCAGCUCUUCCUAUGCACAAUUGCCCCUCAGCACUUCAUCUACUUUCCUGAUGGAGUUCACACUACGUAAAACCAUCGAUUGGUGAGUGUUGCAGAUCAAUCCUGUUGCCAUUGUAAGUGACUCUGGUGACAACUGAUCGUCUCAGCUUGGAUUGUCACAACAUUCAAUGUCAUGCGAAUAGGGCUGUAUCAAGAACAACACAAACAAAAUGCUGAAGUCAGCAGAUCAUGCUACAUUAAUGGAGAGGGACAUGAGAAAGGGUCUUAGCCUAAAAUGUUGACGCCUCAAUCCUUUCCAUAGAUUCUGCCUAAACUGAUGAGUUUCUCCAGCAUUUUAUGAGCAUUACUCUAGAUAUACGGCAUCUGCAAAACAGUUUCCCUUCCUCCAACAUUGAUACUGCCUUCUCCUGCAUCUCCAAUUCCCAAACAUCCACACUCAUCCCAUCUUCCUGCGGUCUUCAUUGUGAUAGAGUUCCUCUUGUCCGUACCUUCCACCCCAUGAGCUUCCACAUCCAACACAUCACCCUCCACAAUUUCCAUCAUCUCCAAAGGGAUCCUACCACCAAACAUAUCUUUAUCUCCCUCCCUACACUCUCUGCUUUUCACAGGGAAUACUCCUUCCAUGAUUCCCUGUCUGUCCACCCCUCCCCACUAAUUCCCCUCCUGGCACUUACUACACCUGCCCAUUCGCCUCCUCCCCCAGCUCCAUUCAGGGCCCCAAACGGUCCUUCCAAGUGAGGCUACACUUCACAUGCGAAUCUGCUGGGCUCAUCUAUUGUCUCGGGUGGCCCUGAUGCAGCUUCCUCUACACUGGUGAAACCCGUCAUAAAUUGGGGGGCGGGCUCAUCGAGCACCUUUGCUCCAUCCACUAAAAGUGGAAUUUCUCGGUGGCAAACAUUUUAAUUCCCAUUCCCAUUCCUGUUCCAACAUUUUGGUCCAUGGCCUCCUCUUCUGCCACGAUGAGGUCACCCUCAGAGUGAAGGAGCAGCACCUUAUAGUUGGUCUGGAUAGCAUCCAACCUGAUAGCAUCAAUAUCAAUUCCUCCUUCUGGUAAAAAUAGUUUUUCUUCCCCCUCCCCUCUUAUUCUAGUCCCUAGUCUGGCCUGUAACUUGCUUCUGGGUUUCCUCCUCCUUCCAUUUCUCCAAUACUCUACUCCUGUCAGAUUCUUUCUUCUCAAACCCUUUAUCUUUCCUCUUCACCUGGCUUCACCUAUCACCUAGCAAUCCUUCUUCCCCUCUCUUUCCCCCCCCCCACCCCACCUUUUUAUUCUGGUCUCUUCCCUCUUCCUUUCCUGUCCUUGAAGAGGUGUCUCGGCUUGAAACGCCGACCCUUUUUUCAUUUCUGUCGAUGCUGCCUGGCCUGCUGAGCUCCUCAAGCAUUUUGUGUGUGUUGUUCUGGAUUUCAGGCAUCUGUAGUGUUGAUGAUCUGCAGAAACCCUUGUGUUUAUGAUGGGGCUGUACUAAAGUUCUGCCCUUGGCUAGAAUCACUCCAGAGAUGCCCAGCUAUUGCCUAAUUGUGAAGUUGUGUAAUUGCUAUGGAACUGCUAUAAGCAGCAAUAGAAUUACAUGAAUAUUGUGGUCCCAUUGGGGUUCAGUUAGAAAACAAACUUGAACCCAAAGUUUCUGCCACUUGAGUGCUGGCCAGGUUUACAUUGCAGUGCAUUGCUUUUGGCUAAGGAAUGCUUUGUGUGUCUAGUAGAGUUAUUGUAGAUGAUGACUGUCAUUGGAUGCCCAUUAACGAACAAACACUAGUGAGCAAUUGAGAGAAAUCCCAAGAGUGCUUCUGGCAAAGAAGCACCUUUAAUUGUUUCUGUGGUGAUGUAGAUAAAAGCAAAAGUCAGUUUAUGCAUGGCAAGUUCUUCAAACUGAGAGGAAUAUCUCAUCAAUAGUUUGGUUAGUAUUGAUGCGGGGGAAUGAAUGAACUUGAGAAGUUUUUGUAUUUAAAUACUGUAUGGUAUCACUUCUUUCACUAUAAAGGGCUAUCUUUGUUUAAUGUCAGAAUGGCAGCACCUCUGCCUAUUAAUGUACAGCACUGUCAGUUUAGAUAAUGUGCUUAAUUCAGAGGAGCACUGUGACAGAAGAGAGAGUGCAGUCUCUGAGCCAACGUAAGCACCUCACUGAACAUCAGCAUUCAAAACCACAGUUCAAAACCUGCCUAGAUUGAUAAGGAAACUCCCAUCUGCCCGUUGAGAGGAGAGAGGGGUUCUGACUGAAGUGAAGCCAAGCCACUUCAUAGGUGUUAGCAUAAAGUUGUCCCUAACUCAGUAGCCUUGGUCUGCAUUACAAUUUGAUGUAGGGUAUGCAACGCAGCAAAUUAGAGACUGAUUUUAUGGUGCCUGACUUGUUGGAGCAGUUUGACGUGCCCCAAUUACAAGGGUUCAGAACCACAUCCUCUCACAUUCAGUAAGAACCUGUACAGUUGGCACAUUGUAGCCAGAAUAGUUCAAGGCUUAUGAAGUUGUUGCUUCUGUGUGUUAAUGUGUUGCCUGUAUCAGAUGUUGUAUAUUGUACAAUAGGCAUUCCUUGCAUCUCCUAAUGCCCAUGUGGUUAUCAGCUGACAGGAACUAUUGACACCAGCCAAUUACUUGUUGUAAUAUUCCAAUGUAUGUCAGUAAUGACAUCUUCAGAACACCAACACUUUAAGUGCAAUUGGGCAUAUGCAUAUCGUGUUUGCACAACAGUUUAAAGGGAUAGAAACCACCCUUUGGUAUGUGGUACCAGAGAGGUUAAGGUUUGUAAUUCACAGCCUAACCGUGCAAUUGCCACCCUGAUGGUAUACCUUGCAAAGGACAUGACUUUCAUCCUUUGUUCCUACUAUCACAAUUCUUUCUGUUGUUUUGGUGAAAAUUGGUGCAUUUAAGGUUAAGUAUUAAGAGCAAUCAUUAUACAGUGUUUUCAAAUGAAUUCCAAGUCAACAGCCAACUGAAAUAUGACAACUGCUGUACUGAAUGUUAAUUGGAAUCUUGGGUUUCAUGUGUGGUAAUUUGUACAAUGUGACCUUAAUUGCAGCAACAAAAAAAGGGUUUUAAACAAGUUUUAAUAAAAUUCUAGCUGAACAA